Messenger RNA from Pecten maximus, 10043 nucleotides. Its product is annotated as son of sevenless homolog 2-like. The record is from RefSeq and is a predicted model, not a curated record. Gene Ontology annotation, cellular component: nucleosome; plasma membrane. Gene Ontology annotation, biological process: Ras protein signal transduction; positive regulation of GTPase activity. Gene Ontology annotation, molecular function: protein heterodimerization activity; DNA binding; structural constituent of chromatin. NCBI's taxonomy places the organism in Eukaryota, Metazoa, Mollusca, Bivalvia, Pectinida, Pectinidae.
UUUAACUUCCUGUUGUGGUUUUGCGGAAGCUUUGGUACCAACAAAAGACAAUAUUUACACCUAAAUUUCGGAAGUGGAGUAUUUUAAUGAUGUGAAUAAUAUACAUGACACUACCAUGAUGCUACAUAUCGGGAUGGAAAGUCGCUGGUAGCGUGAGAAAGGCCUAGCUAUGUUGUUGACGUGAAGGUCACCAACACCGACACCUGCCGUAGCUUCAGGAGCAUUUCAGAAAUAUAGUCAAUCUUUUCAAUCAUGGUUUCGUGAUGUGUUUUUGUUACUUGAUCGAGCAACAGUAGGAAUGUUUCCUGCAACAGGAUCAGAGAAUCUCUUCUCCGAAGAAAAUGCUGCGAAAUGGAAAGGCAUAUUCGUCAGCGCGUUGCAUGGGGUCCACCAGCAGGUGCACCCAUCUCUUGUGGCGAAGGAUGACGCUCUGGACUAUAUUGAAAGCCUCAUUCUGAAUCUGUUGGUCACACUUUGUGUAUCACACCCACACUCGGUACAGGACAUCAUCGACCGAGUCAACAAGACCUUUCCUGACCCUAUCGACAAAUGGGCAAUCCGUGACGCAAACAGCGCCUUAGAGAAAGGUCGCAAGAACACCCCACUUGUCCUGCCUGUGGAUAAAAUCCACACCCUCCUCAUCAAGGAGGCUCUUGGAUACAGGAUCGAGUUCCAGGUAACUCUCUAUAUUGUUGCUGUGCUGGAAUACAUAGCUGCUGAUAUACUUAAGCUGACGGGGAACUACGUAAGAAAUAUCAAGCAUGCCGAGAUUACGUCCCAGGACAUCAAGGUGGCUAUUUGUGCUGACCAGGUUCUCAUGGACAUGUUCUCCCAGGAGGAAGAUGUGUCACUUCCUGUUGUGGAGGAACCAAUCAAAACGGAGUCCUUGAAAUAUGAGGAUAUCGUCAAAGAUUUUAUACAUGAAGAGACGCAGUACAUGAGAGACUUAAACAUGAUAAUCAAGGUCUUCAGAGCUCCAUUUGUCAGGCACUUUCCAAGGAGCAAGGACUUGGAAGUGAUAUUCAGCAACAUACUGGACAUCUAUGAGUUCACUGCCAAUCUGUUGAGUUCAGUGGAAGAACAGGUAGAAAUGGCUGCGGAGAAAGACCUUCCACUGGUCGGAAUCUGUUUCUUAGAUAUGGCAGAGGAGGAGGCAUUCAAUGUAUAUGAAAAAUAUGUGGAUGACAUGUUGGCGCCUCAUGGAAAGGAACGACUUUACACCCUGCUACAGAGGGAGGAUCUCAAUGCUACUCUUCAGAAUGAAGGCCAUGGAUUUAAGGACGCCAUGAAGUAUGUACUCCCGAAGUUGUUACUUGGACCCAUAUACCAUUGUCUCCACUACUUCGAGGUCAUCAAGGCCCUGAUCAGUACGAGUCCUAAUGAGGAGGACCAAGAGAGUCUAGAACAGGCCAGUGGACUUCUCACCUUCCUCAAGGCUAUGUUGGAACGCAAAUUCUCCGGGAAUCUGCCAAAGAAGAAACCCUGGGAGACAUCACUCCGACUCCAGGGUAAAACUGGACGCCAAGCUGUUGUACAAAAAAUGUCCGAUCUCCAGAAAAGUAUAGAUGGUUGGGAAGGCAAAGACAUCUGGCAGAGCUGUAGUGAAUUCAUUCUAGAGGGUGUUCUCAGCAAGCAAGUGAGGGGCAGACCUACAGAACGCCAUGUCUUCCUGUUUGAUGGCCUGAUCAUCAUGUGUAAACAGAAUAUGAGACGCACCUCCGUCACCAGUGCUUCUGGAGACUUUAAACUCAAGGAGAAGUUCUUGAUCAGAAAAAUAGAGAUUCGAGACAGAGAGGAUACUGAGGAGUGCAAGCACUGCUUUGAGAUCCAGCUGCGUGACCAUACCAACAAUGGUGUUCUAUUGAGUUCUAAGUCUGCCGAGGAUAAAGCCAACUGGAUGGCCGCUUUAAUUUCAUUACAGACAAGGAGUAUGUUAGAGAGACGGUUAGACAGCAUCAUCCGUGACGAGGAAAAGCUUCAGCCUCUCAAGUUACCUCCCCCUGAAAUUUACAGAUUUUCUGUGGAGGAUUCACAAGAAAACAUUGUGUUUGAGGACCGGCGUCAGCUGCCCAUUGAGAGCCCUCUCAUCAAAGGGGGCCUACUACUGAAGCUGGUGGAGAGGCUCACCUAUCACAUGUACGCCGACCCCAAGUUUGUCAAGACAUUCCUCACCACCUACCGAUCUUUCUGUAAACCUCAUGAACUCCUUGAGCUUCUCAAACAAAGGUUUGACAUACCAGAGUUUCCCUUAAAAUCCCAGACAGAACUACCGGAGCAAGAGAGCCAGCAAGCUCGUGAUGAUCUGAAGAGAUUCCGUAAGGAGUACAUCAAACCGGUGCAAUUUCGAGUGGUGAAUGUGUUGCGACACUGGGUUGACCAUCACUACUACGACUUUGAGCGGGACAUGUCUCUACUCUACAAACUCCAGGAGUUCCUUGCUGGGGUCAAGGGUAAGGCCAUGAAGAAGAUGGCCGAGUCCAUUAUCAAGGUCAUUCAUCGGCGCUUUGAGAGCCAAAGCACAGAGCGCGAGUUCACCUAUCAGAAACCUCUACCCAAUGUUGAGUGGCAUUUGACAAGAGAACCCAAGGCAUUUGACCUCAUGACGCUACAUCCCAUAGAGAUUGCGCGUCAGGUGACCUUGUUGGAGUUUGACCUUUAUCGUGCUGUACAACCCUCAGAGCUGAUUGGCUGUGCAUGGAUGAGAAGUGACAAGCAAAAUACGUCUCCUAACCUGUUAAAGAUGAUAGCAUUUACCAAUAAUUUUACGUUUUGGAUGGAGAAAUGCAUUGUGAUGGCGGAGAAUAUAGAGGAGAGGGUGGCCAUUGUGUGCCGCAUUUUAGAGAUUAUGCUCGUUUUCCAAGAGUUGAACAAUUUUAAUGGUGUUUUAGAAAUAGUUAGUGCAAUAAAUUCCGCUCCAGUGUACCGACUGGAACAUACCUUUGAGGAGAUCCCUCAUAGGUUUAUGAAGUCUUUCAAUGAAGCCAGGGAACUCAAUUCUGAUCACUUCAAGAAAUACGUUGAAAAACUAAGGUCUAUAAAUCCUCCAUGUGUACCGUUUCUUGGAAUGUAUCUAACAAAUAUAUUGAAAAUUGAGGAGGGCAAUCCAGAUUUUCUUCCAAAUAGGCCCGAAGGGAUAAUCAAUUUUAGUAAGCGACGGAAAGUUGCCGAGAUAACCGGGGAAAUACAGCAAUAUCAGAAUCAGCCGUACUGUCUAAGGGAACCAGACAUGCGGGAAUUCUUUGAGAAAUUAAGUCCUAGAGAAGGCAAGACAGAGAAAGAAUUCAACGACUCAUUAUAUAACAAGUCGUUAGAAAUCGAGCCAAGGGGAGCAAAACAGGCGCCAAAAUUUCCAAGGAAAACAGAGUACAAUCUAAAAUCUCCAGGAACGAAGGCCAUGUCCACUCGACAUGGGGCAUCAGUCAAAGUUUUCCCCUUCACCACUUUCAAGGACCCUGGUUAUACACAAAUCAAAGAGGAGGAAGUGGAAGCUGCUUCACCCCACUGUACCACCCCUCCAACACCAUCCACCCCCCUCACACCACCCGCUAACGCUGGCUCAGACAGUGUGUUCGCACCGGUCGUUCUAGGCCAAGGUGAUGCCCUGACCAGCAGUACCUGGACACUCAGUACUAUGACAUCCUCCGGUUCCAUGACUAGUAUCAUACAUCCACAUAGUUCGCACACAGUGCCGUCACCACUAGUCCUUGACAAGCCCAUCAGCCUACAGCCCCCACCACUGCCACCCAGGAAACGCAACAGAGACUCCACCAAUAGUGAUGUGUUCUUUACCCAUAAUGCCCCUGACCCUCCACAGAUCCCCCCACGUGGUAACCCCCCACCCCCUGUGCCCCCAAGGAAGGACUCCAUGUUUAGCACACUUCCUCGCUCCCACAGUGUUUCGCAACAAACCCGUAACUCUUCCAGCAGUUUGUUGGCUCACAAUAACUUAAGUGCGACAUUGCCGCGGUGUAACACUGCGGACAAGGACACAAGCACACGCCCACUGCUAGCAAGCAUGUUAAAUGUGAAUGGGGACAAUGCCGUGGUCAUCCCCGGUCAGUCAGUCACUCCAAAACUACCACCAAGGACUUACCGUAUCGCACAUUCUCGACAGAAGAGUAGUUAGGUAGGCUUGGAUCAUUGACCGUCUGGCAGAGAAAAUGUCACUAGCUUAACAUUAAGACAAAGACUUGGUGAGUGAAUAAAUUUUCACCGGCAUUGAGUCAAUAUAUGAACUAGUGCUAACGGCAAAGCCUUGACGUGUGCAGGACUCGGUCUGUCCGGCAAACUACAAAUGUGUUCGUGACAGCAAUCCUGGAUUUGGUGGGAUAUUUAAUUCCAAAACAGUUCAGUUUGUUUCGUGAAUAAAAGAUGCUAUUGGAUGUCAGUCUGUUUUAACAUAAUUCUACAUAAACAUUGUUUCCAGUGUCGGAGCUUAUCGUCUGAUGGUGGCCAUUUGUUGAGGAAUAGUUUCUUUUCAAGAGUGAAUUCUUGUAAAAUGCAUUAUUAAUUAUUAUGUUACUUUUUGUGUUGUCUGUCUACACUACAGACAAUCCACUGUGCCAAAAGUGUUUCAUAUGUUCAAUACUUGUGCUACAUGUGUACGUGGGCCUGGGGCCAGAUAUGUUUGUGAGGGGGGGGGAGAGAGAUUCAAACAUAAUCAAAAAUGUCAUGGGCCGAUUAUAGAGUGUCGCUUUAAGUAGGGGAGAAGUCGAUUCGUAGCUUCUUGCUGUACACAAUUGUUGUGAUGUGGUAGUAUAAUAUCAAUGUAUAGUUAUCUGGACGCUUGUGAGAAUGAUCUUCAAGGUACAUUAAUUAAUCAUAUAUGUGUGAUAAAGUGCUGUCUCGAUACAUUGUUACAUCUGGUUCAGAUUCAUAAUUCCUUUCCUUAAAGAGUUUAUCCUGUUUUAAGUCCAGGAGUCCAACUUUGACAUUAUGUAGACAAUGAGUUUAGAGCAUCUUUUGCUGGACUGCAUUGAUGGGCUUAAUUCCAGGCAUGGGCUUAUUACCAGAAAAGUACACUACAUUUUUAUCAGAUUUCUACAGAAUAACUAAUUAGGAAAUGAAGCCUGGCUUACUUCUGAAUCAUAUCUCAAGUUCAGACCUUUUUAUUUCAAACAUUGAUUGUAAUUAAAAUCAAGAAUAAUUAAACAUUUUUAUCGAAGAUGAUUUGUUUUUCAAGACAUGAAUGGCAUUUUUGCACAUACCACUAAGCAAACAUGUUUAGGAAUACCAACUUUACAUAAAGAUUGGAACUAUGAAGACAUUUCCAAAACGAAAAUGCCACUUACUGUUUAAGAAUUUGAUAAUUGAGUUAUCAGGUUAAAAUUGUUGCUUAAUAAGCUUUUGUCUGUUGAUGUUUAGUUAUAGGAAUAUUUGUUAAUGAUACAUUUAUAUGCCAUGCAAAGUUCAUCUUUGUCGAAAACAGAACCGCUAUGAUAUAGAAAGUCUCAAUACUACAGCAAAAUACAAUCAACCUUAAGCUUUCAGUUAUGAUUAUAACUUUCAUUCAGAAUUAUCUUGUAUCAGUGUGGCCAUUUAUUGUAAGGUUGGAGCUAUAAACGAAGUUAAAACCAAAGCUUUAAUUUAGUAUUCUUAACUCUCUGUUCUUUAUUUGGUUAAGCAGACAGUGUCAAUUUGAGCUUUAAUUUGACUAGAGAGAAUGAGGUCAGUGCUCUCCUCGGAAGAAAAGCACAGUUUGCUUUCAAGCUUACAUAAUGAACUAAUUUAAUAUUCAGAUGAAAUUGCAUAUCGGAGGUUGAUGGCCGUCAAUACUGGAAUGAAAGGUUAUGUAUCUAAGGUAGAAAAUGUUCUGACAUAUAUACACAAAGUUUGGCCAUACGGUUUCUGUACAUUUGUCUGUUCUGGUGUAUGUUGUGUACCCAUGCCUAAUUAUGACUGUCCCAAUGAAGGUUAUCGAUGCUCUUUAAAGUGAAAGUCCACUUACAGCUCCAUAACUUUCAUCACAGGGACCAGACACUUUGAUAUAAAGAAAAUGUUUGAUAAGAAUAACAAUUAUAAAAUUGUGAUUUGACCAUCAUACCACUGUGUCAAGUCCCUGUGAGUGUAGUUAGAUACCGAAAGGAAUAAUGUUAAGUUUGUUUUUACCCUCUGAAGAUGGCGGAAAUGUGAAGUACAAAAAUAUAGCUGACAUAAUUUUGGUCUUCCUCAACAGCCAUUGUUGUGGUAAUUUGGCUCUAAAUCUUAUACAAUGUACUCUAUGUGAUUAGUUUUAUAUCCAAUUAAUUUGUAUUAAUUAAUUUAACUUCAAUGAAGUUAAUAGAAAAAUUACUGCAGAUAUACAUAAUGUACACAAGAAGUAUGGAAAUUGUCCAACUUUUUUUUUUAUCAAAAUUUAAGCUUAAGGAAGUCUGAAAAGACUACCCAGAUACUGUCCCAGAUCGGAAUCGGAUAUCGAUCAUCAAACUCCUUAAUUAGUAGCUGUUGUUCCAAGGGUUUAUUUUGUGAUAUACAAUCAUGUACUAGCUUAACAUUCACUGACAGUUUAAGAUCAACAGCCACUACUUCACCGUGAACCAGUAACUACCCAUUAAAAAUGUGAUAAGACAAGCCAUUUAAAUCCCAUGAAAAGAGGAAAUACAGUCCAUCCCUGUUAAACCGCCACCUUUAGUCCACGGCAAUUUUGGCAGUGUAACGAGGGUGGUGAUAGUAUAGAAAUUUGAUGAAAUAUAACAAAAAGGUGAUAUUCUGUUCCCCUUAAUUUAUUAUUUUUGGUAAAAUGCAUAGAAAAGUCUCAAAUCGAGCCGUGGUUAGACAGUUAAAAAAUAUGCAUGUGCAUGCAUGUAUUCGGUUUAACUACAUGACCAUGAAGAAAUCAGUUAAACUUAAAACUCUUUAUAGAAGAUUUAACAACAGGACAGCACUAACAAUAUGAAUUGGAAGCCAAAACAAAGUUGUACUGCAAAGAUAUAUUGUUGGAUACUGAAUAGAUAUGAGCGACUAUGGCGUACAUACUCACUCAGACUAGAAAAAUCUUGAGUUUAUGGUUUUUAGGAAGUUUUGGUUGUCAAGUACAUAUGUACUGAAAACUUUGAUUUUGAUGUCUUUUAAGUUAAUUUGAAAUUAAUUUUCACUCUAUGGUUUCAAGUUACAUUGUACAAGUGUACCAGGAAGAAUUAAGGUUUGGGUACUUAGUACAUGUGCACUGAAAUAUUUAGAGAUUUAACAUGGAGUUUUGGAUUAUUGAGUACAGGCCUUGUAUAUUGAAAGCUUAAAGGUUUUUGAGUUUCGAAUACUCCUGCAAUGAAAGCCUCAGUUUGGUGGUUAUGUUCACUGAGAACAAUAACAGAAUUUGGUUUCACGAUAGUAAGUAUAUUUACCUGCUGAAAUUAUCAGGAGUAAAUUAUUACCGGUAAACUCAGGUUUUAUGAAAACUAUGGAAUCGUACUGACACAUAUGUGCUGGGAGUUUUCAGGAGUCGAUUGUGUAGGACGAGUUUGUUGUUAUAGUUGUUACCAAGCGACACAUGACACAUGCUUACAGAUGAGCUCAAACGUGAAAUCUCAGGGGGUGCAGAAAUGAGUCAUCAUGGUGCAGGGAGAUAUCUCAGGUUGGCUGCAGUGGGCACUCAGGUUUGUCCUGAAAAGCAAUAGUGUAAAAUGUGCAGGGAUGUUAUCUGGUUCAAACGUGUCACAAUUAAUUGUUGUAAUUACCUUUUGUAUGUCUCCUGUAUGUCCCCGUUUGUCUCUUAUAGUUACUACGGAUUUACUUACCACACAAGUGUGUAUGUGUUUUAGGUUGUUAGCAAAUCUAUGUCGCUGUUUAUCUGAGCUGACAUGCUGAAAUCAACUGUGUUACAUUGAUUUGAAAGAAAAGUAGAAUUGUUUUUUUUAUUUCAAAUUUGGCAAUAUUAUCAGUGUUUUUGGAUCAUGAAAUUGGAAAGAUUUUUUUUUUUUUUUUUUUCAAAUUCCACCAUUUGAACCUGGAACAGAUGUGCUUUGUUUAAUUUAUGUAUAAUAAUGUUGAGAAUUUGUGUAUACAUUUUACACAAUGGCUGACAGUACAGUACUUAUCAAUAUUUAAAAACAUAGUGUACUUCAGACAGAAUUACCUAAAAAAUGUUGCAUUUUAUCAUCUGCUUAAAACUUGGACUAACAUUUCACCUUUAGUUUUUGGCAGAAGCUUAGAUGAAAUACAUGUCUUAUUGUAUUAUAAUGUUACAUUUCCAACCAUACUUCUCUGCGAAAUUAUUUUAUGAAAAGCAUAUUCUAUUGUUUUUAACUAACAGUUUCUCGCAAACUCUCGAACUGAUACUAACUUUUAAAGAAAGCACUUUCUUCUAGAUAAUGAGUGCUUUGGGGUGAUUUUUUUUACUUUUCAAGUUAAAUUGGAGAAGUAAAACUUUAAAAAAAAACUUUGAAUUUGAAAGUAAAUUCAUACUAUCAAAUCAAGGAUUUACUGUUGCUUUGAAUAUCAUUAGAGUGUAUAGUCAGCUGGACCAGAUGCAAUAUUCAUAGUUGAUCAAAUUGGACAUUUAAAGUGUUUUGGUUGGUGAUGAGCUACCCUAUUUUACCUGUGUCAAGCCUGGGGACUUCGUAUAGGUAUUGGAGAAGAUGGGGCUAGCCUGAUUGGGCUGAGUGGUGUGUAUAUGCAGAAAGAGAGUAUUUUGACAUUGGUGUAAACCAAAAGGACAAAAAAUGUAUGUCACCUGAGAGAUAAAAUAUUCAUAACAUUUAAAUUAAAAGAGAAUGAGAAAAAUUCCAAAGAAGUAAGAAUAAAUACCAAAGCUGGACUUGUCACAGGUAACGAGGUGUACACUAAUUGUUGUAAGUGAUCUUAUAACAAGACAAUGAGAUUGCUGGGUAUGGGGAGUGCAUGAUGGAGGAUAGCACUAUGAGUGGUCGGAGUGGUAUUGUGGUAAAGCCGUACCGCAGGAUGGAUGUGUGUGAGUUUAGCUGCUGAGCAGUGGGAGAAAGUGAGAAUAUGUGAGAGUGUGAGAAACAUUAGAUAUAAGUAACUGUAGUCACCAUUUAGUGAAGUUGGUUUGAUCGGACACAAUGUACUUAACGUGUUAAUAAGAUCGGCACUGUUUCUGUUACAUAAGGAUACGAUCUGGCUUACCGUGAACUCUGACUUGUAUAACAUGUACCCCAUCCUAAAAAUUACAGGGCUUGUGUUCAUGUAAUGCUCCUGACACCAAGAUAACAUGGUAAGAUUUCAAGAAUGAAACCCUUGGAUUUUGAAGUUGUGUGUGAACCCAACACUGUCGGAUGUUACCAAGUAAAUCCUGAAUAUGGCUGAAACAGUCCUUAUCUACUGUACUGUAGAAUUUAAUUCUGAAGAUUUGUAUACCCCUGCAACACUGUCAGAUGCUACGUUCCACUAAAUCCCAAAUGUUAUAGAAUCAAUCCCGGUCUCCUUUACUGUAGAACUGGAUUUUGAUGUUGUAUGUACUCAACACUGUCAGACACUACCCACUAAAUCCCUACUGCGACGGAAUCGAUCCUGGUCUCCUUUACUGUAGAACUGGAUUUUGAUGUUGUAUGUACUCAACACUGUCAGACACUACCCACUAAAUCCCUACUGCGACGGAAUCAAUCCUGGUCUCCUUUACUGUAGAACUGGAUUUUGAUGCUGUGUGAACACUGUCAGACAUUACCCAGUAAAUCCCCACUGUGACAGAAACUACCCCAGUCUCCUGUACUGUAGAUUUGGAUCUUGAUGUUGUGUGUACUCAACACUGUCAGACAUUACCCAGUAAAUCCUCAUUGUAACAGAAACAAACCCGAUCUUCCGUACAUUUGUCUGCGAUAGACUGCUGCCAGGCUCCAUCAGCUGUUGUGGAGAUGUCGUCUGCUCCAUCAGCUGUUGUGGAGAUGUCGUCUGCUGCAUCAUUGCAGUGUCUUUAUACUUGAUCAAUAGAAUAACACUUUGCCAAACAAUAUGUACAUGUUAUGAAAAACAAAAAAAAAUGUUGUUUUUAAUUCGUAACAUAAAUGUUGAUAAGAUGUAUAUGUAAACUUUAAUAUGUAUCAAAUGUCAAAUAAAAUAAAAUGGGAUAACCAUUGCAAUUGUGAAGUAUG